Molecule: messenger RNA, 171 nt
Organism: Haemonchus placei
Lineage: Eukaryota; Metazoa; Nematoda; Chromadorea; Rhabditida; Trichostrongylidae
Source: the annotation of a GenBank genome assembly
AUGACCCCGGUCCACUCUUAUUCCAUCUGGCACGGAAACGUUGUGACCAACGAUAUGGCUAUCAAAAACACCAAGAAAGCAAAAGCCGCUCCAUCGGUCGACCAUGAGGUAUGUAUUUGCAAAUUAUUUUUCGAGCUCUACUUAAUUAGAUGGAAUGAUUUGCAGUGGUGA